AUGUCUCUCGCAACAGCUCCCCAACUCAAAGUUCUUGUCAACGGUGCUGGCAUUGCAGGAUCAAAUUUCGCCUAUUGGCUCGCCAGAACAGGUCUGAAUGCCUCCAUCACCGUUCUAGAACGCUCGCCAUUCCCUCGGCCCACCGGCCAGUCCAUCGAGAUCCGUGGUCCAGCCAUCUCCAUUGUCGAGAAGAUGGGCCUCUUGCCAAGCGUUCUUGCACGCAACACCACGGAGGAGGGCACACGCCUGAUCAACGCACAAAGCAAGAUUAUCGCCGAGUUCGGAAAAGGCGGCUUCACAUCCGAGUAUGAGAUCCUGCGAUCCGAUCUAUGUGGCCUAUUCCUGGAUGCGUCAAAGAGUAUGAAGAAUGUGAAAUACGUGUACGGCGACUAUGUCACAGCGGUACAACAAACAGACCAGUCGGUGGACGUGACCUUCGACAGUGGAGCAACAGACAAGUUCGACCUCAUUGUUGGCGCAGACGGCUCAGCGUCACGAACACGCUCCCUUAUCCUGGAUGAAGAGACGCUCAAGGGAAGUUACAACUUCAUCGGGCAAUACGUCGCGUACUUCAGCAUUCCCCGCCAGGAAUCCGACACGAAGCACUGGUAUUGGUACAACGCACCAAAAGGCCGAGGCUUGAUGACGCGACCGCAUCGCAACGGCAAGACGAUUGGGUGUUACGUCAUCAUCACAACGCCAGCACAUGGACACUACGAUCCCCUCGUCGAAGCAGCGAUGGAAGGCGGUCCCGAGAAGCAGAAAGAAAUCCUUCAUACGUAUCUCGACGAUGCGGGGUGGCAGGCUGAGCGCAUCCUCGCCGGCAUGGACGCAUGCGACGACUUCUAUAUGAGCCGCUCAGCAUACGUCAAGCUUCCUACAUGGACAAACAAUCGUGCUGUUCUUCUUGGCGAUGCAGCCCACGCCACAUUCGGUGUUGGCACUACCCUCGCUGUCGAGGGCGCAUACUUCCUCGCAGGCGAACUCGGCAAGAUAAAGUCCACCGACGAUAUCCCAGCGGCGCUCAAGCGCUACGAAGAGACGUACCGUAAGGUCCAAGGUCAAGGUGCGGACUUGCCGCCUGGCUUCCCUCAGUUCGCUUUCCCUCAGACUGCCUGGGCAAUCAGGCUACGCGACGCGCUCGCAUGGACGUUUUGCAAGACGAAAGCGUAUAAGUUGUUGCCGGAGGACAAGCCGGAUGAUUCGAAGCUGCCGCCGUACGAAUGGGUCGCUGUCCUAAGGAUGCCUCUGCUGUACGUGUCGACCCGCCUCACAGAGUGGCCCAUCUACCAGUCUUUAUAUCGCAACAUCUACCCAAUAUGCUUUCUCUUCGUCUUUCUUCUUCGCUACACCCGCGUUCUUAUUAGUCUAUACGGCACCUAUAGAUACCGGCCUACACCUAUACCGCUCAACCCCACGUACCACAUCAACGAUGUCACAGUCAUAAUACCCACCACAGACCUCAUGUCCGAAACACUGCAUCACGUUGUCCGCUCCAUACUCAACCAAAACGUACCCAAGCUCAUCAUCGCAACCGCCGGCACACAAGCCGCAGAACAGUUUCGCUCUUUCCGAGCUUCGUUCCCAGAGAGCAAGGUCGUGGUGGCCCAUCGCGUCAAGGCCUCACGCCGGGAACAAACAGCCCAAGCCCUCAAGCAAGUCGAAACGCGGCUCGUCAUUCUCCAAGACGAUCACACAUACUGGCCCCAAUCCGCGCGCUUCAUCGCUUCCGUGAUCGCACCUUUCGAAGACACCAAAGUUGGCGCUGUGAGCGCCGACCUGCAAGCUCGGCACCGCGGACACCCCUUCUCCUGGCCCGGAUUCUGGAACUUCAUGGGCAUGACCUACCUGAUGCGCCGUUCCUACGAGUACCGAGGCACCUACGGCAUCGACCGCGGCCUCUCAACGUUACCAGGCCGUUUCGGCGUCUUCCGCACGACUAUCUACGCAUCGCCCGAGUUUCUCAACGGAUACCUAAACUCCUACAUGCCUUUCAAGACCGAGCCCCUAAACUCCGAUGACGACAAAUUCCACACCCGCUGGCUGAUUGAACAUGACUGGAAAAUGGGUCUGCAGGCUGGUGCCGAUAGCGUCAUGACGACAGAACUGGGCGAGUGGCCCAAGUUCAUGAGUCAGGUACUUCGCUGGACUCGAACGACUUGGCGGAAUAACCCGGCGCAGUUGAUGGGUAGGCUGACGUGGGUGCGUCAUCCCUUCAUGAGCUGGAGUCUGCUCAUGUGGUUCUUCCGUCAAUCGCUCACACAGGAAUCGUGCAUGUAUAUGACGCUUCGUGGGACGCUGAAGCAGUACGGAAAGGCUGAUUACUUCCCCAUCAGCGCAUCUGCGCUCACCAUCUGGAUCUUGUCGUUCAAGUUUGUCAAGAUUCUGGAACACUUUCGCAAACAUCCUCGCGAUGUUGUGUAUUUCCCCGCGUAUCUUUUGUUUGGUCAUUUGCAUGCGUUUGUUAAGGUUUACGCGUUGUGCACUUGUAUGAAUGCUUCUUGGACUACGGCGGAGAAGGUGAAUGGUAAUCUGGGGAAGGGGAAGAUGGAGGACGUAAAGACAGAGGACGUGGUAGCGGAAGACAAACGCAAGGAACCGGCUUCGAAGCGGGUUGCUUUGGAUGUACCACCAGCUGUUCAAGAUCGGCCGAAGCGGCCGGCUAUGUUUGUGCGCAGGUCGCGGUAUUAUUCUCAAGCGCCUGGAGUGGGCGGAUGGUUGGGUUGA
This is a messenger RNA of Alternaria triticimaculans, 2727 nucleotides long. RefSeq lists its product as uncharacterized. Lineage: Eukaryota; Fungi; Ascomycota; Dothideomycetes; Pleosporales; Pleosporaceae. Bases 1 to 2727 code for a protein of 908 amino acids. The transcript is spliced from 2 exons. Gene Ontology annotation, molecular function: FAD binding. The record is from RefSeq and is a predicted model, not a curated record.